Messenger RNA from Toxotes jaculatrix (banded archerfish), 1335 nucleotides. RefSeq names its product tetraspanin-9. Gene Ontology annotation, cellular component: membrane. The record is from RefSeq and is a predicted model, not a curated record. The transcript has 9 exons. Bases 215 to 934 code for a protein of 239 amino acids. NCBI's taxonomy places the organism in Eukaryota, Metazoa, Chordata, Actinopteri, Toxotidae.
CCAUCGACGAAAGUUCAAAGACGCCGUCACAGUUUACAGGCGUCGGGCUUUGUGUUUUCGCACCGAGCGAUGCUGUGAAGGGGAAAGCUGCGCAAGUUUCUGCGGGUGAGACUCGACGCGUUAGCGGGAGGAUGAGCUGCAGCUCGUAGCCAACGGUAACCGACUAGAGCUUCUGCGUUCUCCUGUUUGUUGAAGUGUGCCUGUCAGUUCAGUCAUGGCUCGCGGUUGCAUCUGCUGUGUUAAAUACAUGCUCUUCCUCUUCAACCUGCUCUUCUGGCUGGGUGGGUGUGGACUGCUGGGUGUCGGCGUGUGGCUGUCGGUCUCUCAGGGCAGCUUUGCCACCCUGUCGCCCUCCUUCCCGUCGCUCUCCGCCGCCAACCUCAUCAUCACCCUCGGCACUGUUGUCAUGGUGACGGGGUUCCUGGGUUGCCUGGGCGCCAUCAAGGAGAACAAAUGCCUGCUGCUGAGCUUCUUCAUCGUUCUGUUGAUCAUCCUCUUGGCUGAACUUAUCCUCCUCAUCCUGUUCUUUGUCUACACCGACAAGGUGAGUGACAACGCCAGGCGGGACCUGAAAGAAGGGCUGGUGCUAUACAACACAGACAACAACGCUGGCCUGAGGGAUGCGUGGAACACCAUACAGGGAGAGUGGAGGUGUUGUGGAGUGAUGAACCACAACGACUGGUACACCGCCCUGCAUGAUAACGUGGUUCCUGACCGCUGCUGCCAGCAGUUUUACCCGGGCUGUGGACGUAAUGCCUCCAAUGUCUUCUGGACACGGGGUUGCUAUGAGAAGGUGGAGGAGUGGCUGGAUGACAACAAACACCUUCUGGGAACCAUCGCUAUGUGUGUGUUGGUCAUACAGCUCCUUGGUAUGGCGUUCUCUAUGACACUUUACCAACAGAUCCACCGAGCAGGGAAGAAGUAUGAAGCCUGAUGGGAUACAUGUGGUCAUUUCAAACAGUUUGGUAUUGGGUACAUUAAAUAUAUCACCUCCGUCAUGCCUGUUACCCUCACCUUUAGUUUAUAGUCACAGUAAGCCAGUUAGCGUGUGCCACUACAGCCUCAUAUCAUUUUUCACCAGUUAUUCUUGUGAAUAGCAUCAGAACUAGUUUUUCUUAUGGUUAGAUUUUUUUAAUCGCACUAUAAUUUUUUUUUUAUGUAAAAUAUCUGAGGGUUGGUCUCUGGCUUUCAGAACCUGAGAAAAAGACUGAGAAGAAGCAUGAAGAGAAUACUUUUUACUUUUACGUGAUGCCUGUGGAAUAAUAGAAUGUAAAGAUCCAUUUAGAUAAAACGAGCAUUGUGUACUAACAUUAAAUAAAAGCAGAGAGCACUCUU